AUGCGGUUAGUGUCAUUGCCUGAUGUCGUGAAAUUGAUGUGUAAGGCUGAGAAGGAUUUAGAAAGCGAGAUGGCUAGGAUGGAACGUGAAUGUGAUCAAUUUAUAAAGGAUAUCGAAAGGAUCAAUGGUAAUAUGUCAGAUCUAAUAUACAGUAAGGUUGGUCCUGAAGGAAUUGGCGAAAAGCAAGCAACUAAUGAAUUACAGGAGUUUAUAAAACAAUGUGAUCAAAUAAUUCAGUCCACUUCGAUUAAAGCUUCCAAGUAA
Molecule: messenger RNA, 264 nt
Organism: Ambispora gerdemannii
Lineage: Eukaryota; Fungi; Glomeromycota; Glomeromycetes; Archaeosporales; Ambisporaceae
Source: the annotation of a GenBank genome assembly